GAUGCCGGCUAGAAGAUUGACAGAAGCUCUAGAAGCAAGCAAAAAAACAGAUCUCAAUGGAUUGGACAUUAAGCUGACUUAUUCGUGUACUUUCUCUGAAAAUUCAGUAUAUUCAUUGCAAUUCAACUCUGUUGGCUCUUUAGCGUUGGGUUUAGCUGAUGGAACCAUACAAUUUAGGGACUCGGAUCAUAAACAAAUUUCAACCACAAAGGCUAUUGAUGGUGAUAUUCCUGUAAUGUCAGUUAAAUGGAUAAAAAAAGAUGGAAUUUUAGCCACUCUUGCUUCAGGAAGCAUAAUUGAAUGUUCUAUAAACACUGGAGACCCGCAAAUCCGCCGUCUCUUCAAAGAACCUAGUGGUACAAAUUGCCUAGAUAUUUCACCAAACAAUCAGGCAACUACUGGAGGAAGUGAUGGUUGUUUGAGAAUUUACGAUUUAUCUUCAGAAACAAUGGUUCGUGAUUGUAGUUGGCAUACUAGUAGAAUUUUUUCUGUUAAAUGGAAAGACUAUUCGGUGCUUGUAUCGGGAGGUUGGGAUAAUGUUAUAAAGUUAUGGGAUACCCGCACCAGAGGAACAAGUGUUGUGAAUAUUUCCGGUCCUCAUAUAUGUGGUGAUGCCAUUGAUACUUUUGAUAAUUUUUUAUUAACUGGCUCCUGGAGAAAACAUUCUGCUUUGGAGUUGUGGGACUGCAGAUUUUCCAGUCAUCCAGCUGUUAUAUUUAAUUUAGACAGCCCUGAAAAAGGUGAAUAUUUGUAUUGCGCAAGUUUACUAGCGCAAGCGAAUUCAGCUUUAGCAGCCGGUAGUGGUACCUGUGGUUUACAUUUGGUUAACCUAAUAACUGGGAAAAUCACAGCGUUCGUGUCAUUCUCAAGAGCUGUUCAAACGAUGCAUGUAAAUAAUGAAGAGGCAGCUAUGGCUGGAUGUGGUUCAAAUAUUCGUGUUUGUUCACUUCUUCGAUGA
Dimorphilus gyrociliatus is the source of this 958-nucleotide messenger RNA. NCBI's taxonomy places the organism in Eukaryota, Metazoa, Annelida, Polychaeta, Dinophilidae. The record is from the annotation of a GenBank genome assembly.